AUGGGCAGACGGCUAGGGACCUCAGUUAAGUUUCUCAUGUUUACAAAGUCAAUGUCUCAAAAAUGGCUAUUAAUUCAUGCAGUUUCUGUGUUGCUUGGCUUUAUUGCCAAGAAAUCUGUAAGGCGGUUACUUUUUGGGUAUGCAUACCCUGCAUUUGAAUGUUUCAAAUCUGUGGAGAAGAACAAGGUGGAUAUUGAAGAAAUUAGAUUCUGGUGUCAAUAUUGGAUCAUAAUAGCACUUAUGACGGUUUGUGAGAGGAUUGGGGACACGUUUCUUUCAUGGUUGCCAAUGUAUGGUGAGGUGAAGCUGGCAUUUUUUAUCUACUUAUGGUAUCCAAAAACAAAGGGAACUGGCUAUAUCUACGACGCCAUGUUGAGGCCUUUUGUAACAAGGCAUGAAACGGAUAUCGAAAGGAAGUUAUACGAGAUGAGAGGUAGAGCCUGGGACUUUGCCAUCUACUACUGGCAUAACUGUACAGAAUUGGGGCAGACUAAAUUCUUCGAAGCUCUGCAAUACUUGGCGAGUCAGUCAGGGAAGUUCCCAGGCAACAAUACGGAGUGCCCCCCAAUGCCAGUACCUCCUCCAAAUGAGUUGCCCUCGUUGAACAACCAUACAAGCAGGAACCCCAAGGGGCCGCCAAGACCACCGCCACCGCCCGGUAGCAGCACCAUCAAUCGAGCAGUUGCAGGGUCACCAAAAUCCAAACAAGGACAGGCCCACCUCAACGAGGAAACAGAAUCUGUUACCGCAAUGUACACAGACAACUCAACUAGCCUUGAUUCUAAUGCCAAUGGAAAGCUCCAGCAAUUUCGUAUGAGGCUACGAAGAUCAAAACCAAUUCAACACUGA
Dovyalis caffra is the source of this 849-nucleotide messenger RNA. The record is from the annotation of a GenBank genome assembly. Lineage: Eukaryota; Viridiplantae; Streptophyta; Magnoliopsida; Malpighiales; Salicaceae.